Molecule: messenger RNA, 4508 nt
Organism: Larimichthys crocea (large yellow croaker)
Lineage: Eukaryota; Metazoa; Chordata; Actinopteri; Sciaenidae
Exons: 6
Coding region: 228-3668 (1146 amino acids)
Cellular component (GO): protein-containing complex
Source: RefSeq, a predicted model, not a curated record
ACGACAAAUUAAAUAUUUCUAUAAACACCUGUAAUGUCACCAGUAGGGUAUUUUUUUCCCGCCACACACAGGCUAACACGAAAACUACAGUAACAUUGACGUUAGCCAACUAACACAACAACCAGGCCUCAGGCUAAAGUGUACAAUUUAUACAAGGUUUGCUGUGGGGUUCUUUUCGUGUUUUUUAAGCUGCAGGUUUGGUGUGAGGUGUAGUUGACAGGACAAAAAUGGAUAAAAUCACACUAGAUGUCAGUCCACCAACUGAGAGAGAGAACUCUUCACCAAUCUCUCCUAAACGACCAAGGACAGAUUGUGCAGUGCCAAUCAACCACAGGGGGGAAAGCAAGUUUCCUAACCUUGUGACAUUUUGGAAAACCAUUGGUACCCCAUCAUCAACAAAUGCCUUGCAGAAGAAUGCUGACCUUGUGUGUACGGAAGAAUGUGGGGAAGAUGAAAAACCUCCUGAGCAACAAGACAGUGAAUUAAUUGUCACCCCUAUCACUAAGUUGAAUACUUCACACUCUGACAAUGCACGCACAGAAUCAUCUGAAUUCUGUUUUCUCGCUUGUGAGACACACUUCCUACUUCUAGAGAAAGACGAGCAGCCUCACGUUAGUGAAAGUGACAAGCUCAACUCAAACUCGGGAGAUGAUACAGAUGGGGCAUCAGCAGAGUCCCGCAAUUCAAAAGACGCCGGCGCCGACACGUCCAGCCACCCUGAUUGCAGACGACUUGGGGAAUCACUUGAAGACGAGCCCCCUGGCGGCUGCAAUCUUCCCGCUGGAGAUGUGGGAGAUGGGAGACAGGUGCAAAAUAGUGUCAGUCAAAUCCAAGCAUUCACCCAUAAUUCAAGUGAUGAGGAGGUCAGAUGUCGGUUUGAUUGCACUCAUGAAGAUAUGCGACACGACACAGGUUUCUGUAAUACCUGGAGCCUAACUGCUGAAGUUGAAGAGAGUAAUCAGAAGAGCGACGGACAAGGAUUUAGUGAGAUCAUACUUUUCAGCAGGGAAAAGGAAGAAGGUAACAGUCCCUUAUCCUCCGCCGAUUAUGCAGACACAAAAUCUUUCUACUCAAACCCCAAAGAGGACCCCUGUGAGAACUUGGCAGGCGGUGUAAAAAAUGAGGAAGAAAUAUUAGAAUUGCAGAUUUGUGAGAAUGAAAAUGUAGCCGUCUGCGAUGGGGAAACAAAAGGCCAAGUUAAUGAGAAUGGCCUGAGCAAAAACUCCACCCCCCCUACUGCUGAAUGUGCUGAGGGAUCAAUUGUGUCUUAUGAUGUGGUAUUAGCCCGAAAUAUUGCAACUGAGAAUGCGAGUCUUGAAACUGAUGAUGACUUCUGUGGGGCCAAAGGAGAACAUGCUGCUGGCAAGAUGAUAGCCGAAGCUUGGAGUAAAACGGCUGAUCACACAACAGAGACUCCAAUGCCUGCAAGAAUCAGUCAAGAGCCUGCUGAAGGAGAUAAUGAUGCAGGCCCUUUCAGUGUAAUUGACCCUGCAAUCGGGAGUGAAACUGACAGGGAGGCUGAAGAGAAACGCUGUAACUCAGAGAGCACUGCAGGUGCAGAAUUAUCUCCAUCAGUAAAAGUCUGCGAGAUGGAAAUGCCUCUUCCACUCUGCUCUGACGUCAGGCCAUCACAGGAGGUUUCAGUUCCCGACCAGACCUGGCAGUUUAAUCAGCAAAGCAGAACACAGCGGUGCGAAGAUGAAAAAGAGGACUUGUGUCAGUCAUACACAGAACCACAGGCUUGUUCCAUCACCACCAAUGACACACACGACAAGACUGGCAAUGAGACGAGCUGUCUUUGGAAAUCUGGUCCCAGCAGCAGUCCAAAGCUUCCUACUGCUGAGGAUAGAAGACAAGAAAGCCAUGAAACCAUAGGGCAUCAACAGUUGGGCUGUUUUUCUGUCAGUCUUGACCAAAUGAAGACACAGGAGGUUGAAUAUGUACUGACUGAAGUUUCCAGAAUGGACACGGCAACUGAGAUAAAAGAAAAAGAAGAAAUAUCAAGUUUAGAAGAUGAACAAAAAUCAGAAAACUCAACAAACGUAGAGGAAAGACUUCUGCAAGAAAAUGAAAAACACAAAGAAGAUACAACUGAAACAUCUACGGGUGAAUACAAUGACCAGACAGCGGGCAAAAUAAGUAAAUAUGCCACCAAAAUAACACAUAUUGAUGAGGGAAAUAAUCUUGAAUGCUUGUCUGAUCACCCACAUGUUGAUGUAACUGUAAUAAUGGAAGGGACAACAGAGGAAAAGGAAAGAAAAGAAGAGGCAGGUGUUGUAGGAAAAAGUGAUGUGCAGGGUAACUCGGAGGUAUUAGUGACGUCAGCAGAUGAUCAGCGGAAAGGAGACAUGACUGAGGCGUCACCUGACGAAUGUGUCAGUGAAUGGACAGAAGGCAACAUGAGUAAAAGUGGCAACAAAUUAACCCUAGUUACUCAUCAUGAUCUUGGAAACGAUCUCAGUUCCUUCUCUGAUUACCAAAACAAAGCUGAGAAAGAUGAGAGGUCAUCUUUCUCUUUUCCUGCAACCAGCGAUGCAGUCGUGCCAAGUCCUCAUGAAGUAAUUCAUUCACAAAAUGUUGACAGCAACCCCACAGCCCUGAACUGUAGUGACAGAUUUUCCACAGUUCCCUCUGCCUUCACUCUCUGCGACCGUGUGCCGGGGGGGUUUGACACUUUCGAAAAGAUCCAGCUUUCGCCAGAUGAUGAUGAUGACGACGAUGCCGGCCUGAGCAACAGUCCUCUCCUCACCAGCCUGCCUGGGCAGCUGUUGCACACACCCCAGCGAGAGCUUUACCACUCCAUGCCAGAGGCGGAGAGCAGUGAGCACGAGGAGGUACCAGAGGGGGAGGAGGGUGAGGGUGAGGAGGAAGUGGAAAAAUUUGAGUGUCACACUGAGAACGUGGCAAAUGGAUUUUUAAACAGCGAUUACAGUUGUAAUGAACUCGCAAACUUUAUCUCAGCAGCAGAUGUUACUGCUCUCAGCUGGCCGGAGCAAUGUCCUCACAGUGAAUCAGCCUGUGAGUCCUCUGAGUGUUUCCAGCAUGACCCACAGUUAACGUCCUCCACUGUUUUCUCUCAGAGCGACAGGCCAGCCUCCGUCAUGAACGACAGCCCAAAGUUUGAGAUGAAAAAACAUUUCGACAUGGUUCUGAAAGAGCUGAAAUUAUUUUUCGAUAUCAGUAUGAGUGAAUUUGCAAGCGACAGUAGAACAUCGUCACCUGAGCAGUGUAGUGAUGUGACUGAAGCAAUGGAGGACCAUGCUUCCAACUGCAAAGUACAGCUCAGCAGCCCACAACCAGAACACCAUAGAGACGCAUCAUCAGAUGAUGCUGAUGAAGACUUGGACAUGUGCGGAGGUGAUCCCGUGGUUUCUUGUACCUCUGGCAGCGUUAACGGCGAGCAGGAGGUGCCCCUUGGCAGCCAUGUGUGCCAGGAAUCAUCCAUGCACACUGCAGAGAAACACAGAGAGCCCCAGGAGACGGAGCAGAAAAGGAAAAUGUGGUCCCCGUCCUUUACGUGUCAGCCGUUCUUGGAACAACUGAGCCACAGACCACCAGAGCAGCCCAGGAGACUGGAGCCUCUGAGAACGUGCACACGGCCAAUCCGAGUCGGACUUUCAAAGAGAGCCAAGACCAAACACCUCCACCGUCACCACCCUUACAAAUGAACAUGAGAAAUGCAGCGCAGGUGAUGUGCAUGAACGUUUUGUUGCCAUGUUAUGUUCCGAUUUAGAGUUUACUGUUUGUGGUUCUUUUGACUGUCCCUUUACCCAGCAUAGUUUGCUUGCAUCACUUGCCUCCACUCGUGAGAGGUUUCCAUUUAAUCACUGCUGCAGCAGCAGCUGGGUAGUAAGUGCCUUGCCCAAGGACACCCUGGCAGCAUUUGUUGAUAAUCUGCUUCCUGUCCACAUUUGCCCUGAUAGAAAUGUAUCCUGCUUUCCACAAUAUUUAUGUAUUUAUUUAUUUAUUUGCUUCUUUCCAACCCUAAGUAAGUCAAGUCUUAUUUAUAUACUACUUAGAGAUUACUACAUAUUUAUAUAUCUACAUAUUUACAUUAUAUGAGAUGGCCUUCGUGUGUUCACUGUAGGUGUAUUGAUACAGCUUGCUACUUGUUCCUGUUACAUGUGGGCGUCUUCAGUCAGAGUAAAUGAGAUGAGUAUCUUCUCUCACUGUUCUGUUUUUACCAUGAAACGGCUUCACGUGUACUGUAUGCAACAUGUUCUUGAGCAGUUCUGUGGGAGGUUAGCUGGAGUUAUUUUUCAAAAUGGCAUGUUCUAGCUUGAGGCAAAAUAUAUAUUCAUGUUCGUUAUUGUGACAAACAAGAAGCUUUUACUCACGUUCUGAUGUUGUUUCAUCACCCGGUAGAAGCUUUGCUAUGCUGAAUGUUUUUGUCGAUUUUGUUUGUGAGCUGUGGGCCGACUUCCUCAGUAAAACGUCAUGAUUAAAUUAAAUUACUCUUUUUCAACAAUCAGUUAAAUGUGCUCUUUGUUAUCAUAACAGAUCCACAC